This is a messenger RNA of Mesorhabditis belari, 618 nucleotides long. The record is from the annotation of a GenBank genome assembly. NCBI's taxonomy places the organism in Eukaryota, Metazoa, Nematoda, Chromadorea, Rhabditida, Rhabditidae.
AUGUAUGGAACGUGGGGCGGUGAUGAGUAUUGGAACUCUGGUGGAUCCACUCAACAAGCACUUCAGCAACAAGCAAAGCCACUCUAUGAUCCAGUUGGCAUCUAUAAUCACACUUAUAUGAACAAUAUGAAACAACUGGCUGCUCAAUGGGCUGAGAACUCAAAUCCAUUUGGCUACAACUCGUUACAAUCAGCCGCAUCAUCAGCUUUUCCAUCAGAGCGUACCGUCGCAACCCUCUCACAGCCUGUAUUCCCUUGGAUGAAAAUGUCCGGGAGCAAAAAUGGUGAAUCAAAAAGAACUCGACAGACCUAUUCAAGGAAUCAGACUCUCGAACUUGAAAAGGAAUUUCAUUUUAACAAAUACUUGACAAGGAAAAGAAGACAAGAAAUCUCAGAGAGUCUUCAACUCACUGAAAGACAGGUCAAGAUUUGGUUUCAAAAUCGCCGCAUGAAACACAAAAAGGAAACAAAAGGAGAAGGAGCAUUGGAUCAAGAAAGUGAAGGAGAAGAAGAUCAAGAAAGAUGUACACAAGAAAUACAAGAAGCAAAUAAUACAAGAACAAAGAAGAGUCCAUCAACAAAUCACAAUGCCGGCAAUCAUUCGCCCAAUAUUAAUCAU